Messenger RNA from Rhodamnia argentea, 2155 nucleotides. RefSeq names its product alpha-L-fucosidase 1-like. Gene Ontology annotation, molecular function: alpha-L-fucosidase activity. Gene Ontology annotation, biological process: glycoside catabolic process; fucose metabolic process. NCBI's taxonomy places the organism in Eukaryota, Viridiplantae, Streptophyta, Magnoliopsida, Myrtales, Myrtaceae. The transcript is spliced from 3 exons. Gene Ontology annotation, cellular component: lysosome. The coding region runs from base 332 to 1954 and encodes 540 amino acids. The record is from RefSeq and is a predicted model, not a curated record.
GGUGCUUCUGCAAUUCUCUCGGGGAUCAUUUUUCGCGUGAAUCUGUCGUCCCGGCGAUCGAUCCUUGCUAGGGCUAUUGAAGAGGGCCUCACUGCCUCAGACUCUGCUUGUGAUUCUGGGAUGUCUGCGUUUCACUGACCGGUCAAUGGAAACGAGGUUGCCUUCCAACGUGUCGACUGGCUUGACUUCGCCGGAACCAAACACCGGUCGGCCUCUCCAAUGGAGGAUCGAGUGGGGACAACGACUGAGCAACGCACAUACCCAACUCGCCAUGACUGACCACCUCCUCUGAUCUCUCUCUGUCUCUCUUUAGCGACGACAUCAGCGAACAAUGAAGAAGAAGACGAUGACCUCACGAUAUGCGAGAUCCAUUUCUCCAAACACAUUCUUGAGCCUCUUCACACUAUCAAUCUCUCUCUUUUCUUCUUCUUCUUCUUCUUCUUCUUCUCUUUGCGAUUGUCUCGUCCAAUCCGCUGACUCAACCCCGACACCUCCACCACUCCCGGUUCUGCCCAUACCCACCUCGCGGCAGCUCCAAUGGCAGUCCUCCUCCAUGGCCCUCUUCCUCCACUUCGGACCCAACACCUUCACCGACUCCGAGUGGGGCUCCGGCCACGCGGACCCCUCCGUCUUCCACCCCACCAGUCUCGACGCUGCCCAGUGGGUCGGCGUAGCGAAGCAAGCCGGGUUCUCGCGCGUGAUCCUCACCGCCAAGCACCACGACGGCUUCUGCCUGUGGCCGAGCGAGUACACGGACUACUCCGUGCGGUCGAGCCCGUGGCGGGGCGGCAGUGGCGACGUGGUCGCGGAACUCGCUUGCGCUGCGAGGGACGCCGGCGUCGGGUUGGGGCUAUACCUCUCGCCGUGGGAUCGGCACGAGCCGUCCUAUGGACGAACGGUGGAGUACAAUGAAUUCUACAUGGGACAGAUGGCUGAGCUGCUCACCAGAUACGGGGAGAUUAAGGAGGUGUGGUUAGACGGUGCCAAAGGGGAGGGAGAGAAGGACAUGGACUAUUACUUUGAGAGUUGGUUUAGUCUAAUUCGCCAGCUUCAGCCCGGGGCUGUCAUUUUUUCUGAUGCGGGUCCAGACACCAGGUGGAUCGGGGACGAGGCUGGCGUUGCCGGGUCAACUUGCUGGUCUCCAUUCAAUAGGAGUAACGCCAAGAUUGGUGGAACUGAUCCUCAAUACUCGAGGAGUGGAGACCCGGUCGGGCAAGACUGGGUGCCAGCUGAGUGUGAUGUCUCCAUCAGACCCGGUUGGUUUUGGCAUGCCUCAGAAGUUCCUAAGUCUGCGACAACCCUUCUCGACAUCUAUUACAAUUCUGUUGGAAGAAACUGUCUAUUGUUACUGAACGUACCUCCAAACUCCUUGGGUCUCAUAUCCGAAGAAGACGCACAAGUGCUUCAAGAAUUUAAUGAGCUUCGGAGGUCAAUAUUCGACGAAAAUCUCGCCAAGAGUGCUAGUCUGAGUGCCAGCAGUACCCGAGGUGGGAUGAUGAACAAUUCCCAUUUCGGCCCGGACAAUGUUCUCAAAGAGUGUAUCUACAGCUAUUGGGCACCUGAGGAGAGUCAGUCAGACUGGACAUUACAUCUAAGGUUUCAGGAGAAGGUGAAGUUCAAUGUUCUGCAAGUGCAAGAGCCGAUCCAAUUAGGCCAGCGGGUUAUACAGUUCCAUCUUGAGACCCUCGAAAACGGAGAUGAAUGGAGACAAGUGAUCAAUGGCACCACGGUGGGAUACCAGAGGCUCCUGCAAUUUCCUAUGCUUGAAACGCAGGAGUUGAGGUUGGUGAUCGACAAAUCUCGGGGUGACCCUCUUAUCUCUUAUUUGGGGAUCUACCUAGAUUGCUUUUCGAUUUUGACAGAAACUCCUUCUAAUACUUCUCAAACACAUGCAAAUGGAAGUUGGGUGAUUAUGAAAACCACCCGCGACAAUCAUCUCUCAGCCACAUUGUAGAGUAUGUAAAGCGAAAGCCCAUCUCAUUCCAUAUAUGAAGAUACAAUCCACACGGCAUCUGCUGAAUUCGUGAUCGAGAGUGUUGUUCUGGAAGUUUAGUCUUCUUUUGCUGAGAAAUAAUACGAUCUGUAUACGGAUGGUCAUGUUCUUUGAAUUACUACAUUCUGGAAAUAUGGAUUACUCUCGGAUUCAUCAUCCCUC